UGCCCGUCAACAGACGGUGCCGCACCGUCAGUUUCUUCCGCCGCGCCUGAAAGGCGUCCAGUGGUGUCGCACCGAGGAAACGCGUGCUCCUCGCACAACUGUCCGGUCGGCGGCUUCGUGUUUUUUUUUUAUUUUUCUUUAUUUUCCCGCGAGCCAUUGGACGGUGGUGGUGGUCUCUGCAUUCCCGUGAUCCAGUGUCGGGGCCCGGUGCGAGGGGGUACCGUGCAAGAGAAUAUGUACGGAUCGUGGCCCGAUCGUCGUCCUCGUCGUCGUCGUACAGCCGGUCAUUUCGCACACGGUGCAGCGGGGAACUAAAAUGUGCAAGCCAGCCAGGAAGAAACGGUCUUAACGUCAAACCAGACGAAACCAGACACGUUUAACGAUUGACAAGUUCCGCCCUGUGCAAGGAAGAUGACGAAGAGAUUCGAGUUCAACUGGCAGAUCGAGGUACCACUUCCUCUCCGUCGGGGCUGCGUGUUCGACCGAUGGUCAGAGGAAAAGGACAACACGGAACUGGAGGCCGAGUGUACGUUCAAGGUCGACGAAUAUGGCUUCUUCAUCUACUGGCAGAGCGUGGGAAGGGACGGCGACGUGAUAGAGCUGUGUCAAGUGAGCGAUAUACGUGCCGGUGGCCUGCCGAAGGACCCGAAGCUGCUCGACAAGCUGCUAACGAAGCAUGGCGAGCAACUGGACGAGAAAAGUUUAACCAUCUGCUCGGGCGCAGAUUAUACCAAUAUUAAUUACCAGCACGUCAUCUGUUCGGAUCCGGCGACGGCAAAGAUAUGGCUGGAUGGCAUACGAUCGAUUACGCACAACGUGAAAGCCAACAACGUUUGCCCGCUCACGUGCUUGAAGAAACAUUGGAUGCGGCUGAGAAUGCUGGUCGACCCGAACGCAAAAGUUCCAGUGAAAGUGGUCGCGAGAACUUUCGCGUCUGGGAAAACCGAAAAGCUCGUCUAUCAGUGCCUCGCCGAAUUAGGCCUACCCAGUGGCAAGAACGACGUGAUCGAGCCGAACGACUUCACUUUCGACGUGUUUUACGCGCUUUACCACAAAAUCUGUCCGAGGAACGACAUCGAAGAGCUGUUCCAGUCCAUCACCCAAGGCAAAGCAGACACGAUCAAUCUGGAGCAACUGGUCACGUUCCUGAACGAGAAGCAACGGGACCCUACGCUGAACGAGAUCCUCUAUCCGCUGUACGACGAGAAGAGGGCCAUAGAGAUCAUAAAGGACUACGAACAGAACGAGACGGCGCGUAAUCAAAAAACGAUGACGAAGGACGGCUUCAUAAGGUACCUGAUGUCCGAUGAGAACGCGCCCGUAUUCUUGGACAGGCUGGACGUCUACAUGGACAUGGACCAAUCGUUGGCGCACUAUUACAUCAACUCGAGCCACAACACCUACUUGAGCGGCAGGCAAUUUGGCGGCAGGAGCAGCGUUGAGAUGUACCGACAGGUGUUACUGGCUGGUUGUAGAUGCGUGGAGCUGGACUGCUGGGACGGCAAAGGGGAAGACGAGGAGCCGAUCAUCACCCACGGCAAAGCAAUGUGCACGGACAUUCUGUUCAAGGACGUGAUAUACGCGGUGAGGGACACCGCGUUCGUUACGUCCGAGUACCCCGUCAUCCUCAGCUUCGAGAACCACUGCAGCAAGAAGCAACAGCACAAAUUGGCCAAGUACUGCGACGAGAUUCUCGGAGACUUGUUGCUGAAGGAACCGCUCAAAGAGUAUCCUCUGGAGCCCGGCGUGCCGCUGCCACCCCCGAGCAUGCUGAAGCGCAAGAUCCUGAUCAAGAACAAACGUCUGAAGCCGGAAGUGGAGAAGCACGAGCUGGAGCUGUUCUGGCAGGGCCAGUUCGUGAUCGAGGACGAGGUGAAAGAGGACGCGAGCGCUCCGCCGGUGGUCGCGGCGGUAGUCGAGCAACAAUCGGCGAAGGAGGAGGCAGUCGUGCCCGAAGCUGUCGUCGCGUCGACCACCGCCAUCCAACCGCAGGCUGGCACUGCACCGGUGUUAGGCGACAGCUUAGAGCUGGCAGUGGUUCAACCGUACACCGGAAGCACCACCAACGUCCACCCGUGGCUCUCGUCCAUGGUCAACUACGCCCAACCUAUCAAGUUCCCGGGUUUCGACGUUGCCGAACAGAAGAACAUUCAUCACAACAUGUCUUCCUUCGCCGAAACCGCUGGCCUGAAUUACCUGAAAACGCAAGCAAUCGAGUUCGUCAAUUACAACAAACGGCAAAUGAGUCGGAUUUAUCCGAAAGGCACGCGAGCGGACUCAUCGAAUUACAUGCCACAGGUCUUCUGGAACGCUGGCUGUCAAAUGGUGUCAUUGAAUUUCCAAACCGCGGAUCUGCCAAUGCAACUGAAUCAGGGAAAGUUCGAGUACAACGGAUCGUCGGGAUACCUUCUGAAGCCGGACUUCAUGAGAAGGGCUGAUCGAAGCUUUGAUCCUUUCGCGGACUGCCCUGUAGACGGCGUGAUCGCCACGCAAUGCAGCGUUCAGGUAAUAGCGGGCCAAUUCUUGUCUGAUAAGAAAGUCGGCACAUACGUGGAGGUAGAGAUGUACGGUCUACCAACGGACACGAUCCGCAAAGAGUUUCGAACCAGGGUGGUGCCAGCGAACGGUCUGAAUCCUGUUUACAAUGAAGAACCGUUUCUAUUCCGAAAAGUGGUUCUGCCGGAUCUGGCAGCGUUGCGAUUCGCGGUUUACGACGAGUCGAACGGAAAGCUUCUCGGCCAGAGAAUCGUUCCUCUGGACGGUCUGCAAUCAGGUUACCGGCACAUAUCUCUGAGAACGGAGGCGAACUUCCCGAUGUCUCUGCCUAUGUUGUUCUGUAACAUCGAGAUCAAGAUCUACGUGCCGGACGGUUACGAAGGACUCAUGGAUGCGCUGACAGCGCCUCGGGCUUACAAAAAACCGGAGAGCAUGUCGCAGAACAAGAUGAGGGGUCUUGGGAUAGAGAAGAGCGACAGCAGAGGCAACGACUCCGCGCCUGCUCAUCAUCGCGAGCCACCUAAACCCAGAGAGGAGAUGAAAUUCGAUCCCAUCACGGAGGAGGUACUGCGUCAAGAGAAAGGCUAUCAGAAGGUGCUCACGAAGCAGCAGAAGGAGCUAGAGUCCCUGAAGAAGAGGCACCAGAAAGACAAACUAACCGUCCAGAAACAGCACUGCGUCGCGAUAGAGAAAAUCAUUAAAGGGAAAAAGUACGUGGCGCCGGCAAACAAAGCGCAACUAUCGAGGGAUCCGGUUGUUCGCCGUGCAGUUGCCGAUCAAACGGAUCAGUGGUCUCGACUAGCCACCAGGCAGCGUCGCGAGGAACAUGAUAUGAUCCGCAAUCAUUUGGAGGAACGACGGAACACAUUGUGCAAAUUGUGCGUGGCCGCACAGGCGGCUCAGCACAAGCAGCUCGCGGUCCGUCACGAACGCGAGAUCAAAGAAUUGAACGCUAGACAGGCUAGGCUGUCGGUGGAAAGCAUGAGAGAGGUCAUGAACGACAAAACGUUGAAGACUCGGGGGAUCAAGGAGGGAAGGCUUAGGGAGAAGCAGCAGAACAACACUAAGAAGUUCAUGGAAGAGCGCAGGUUCGCGCAGAGUAUUCAGAACAGGGAGAAGGAGAAGCUGAAAGUAAUUCACGAGAAGCAACUGGAAGAAUUGCAAAAGAACAUGAACGCGAUCAUGGACAUGUACAAAAACGAGGAGAUGGAGUACGAACUGGCCCCGAAAACCGAGUUCUACGUGUGAUGGCCGCCGCUUCCCGCCGUCUAUUCGUCCCUCUGCGACUGACCGGUUGCAGAGCAGUCGAGGUGCUGCGUUCAGAGUAUCCGCAUACAAACGUUAAUUACAAUUGGAAUUGGGAUCAAGCCCCGUCGGCCGACGUUCUCGGACCCGUCGACGUUCGCCUCGUUGAAUCCAGAAUCCCGGACCACGUCAGCGUCCCGAGAACCGAGAGCAAACGGAGAACCUCCGCGUUAAUCGUAACUCUAGUUCAUUCUCCUGGAUAUUUUUUUAUAAGAAGAAGCAUCUUGUAACUCUCCAUACUCUCCGUCGUCGCACGAGCAAGUACCUAGACUAAAUAAGGGAGUCAAUAAAAACUAAAGUGAUCUAGUCAAGUUCUUAUAUUAAUGAUAAGUAUAUAUUUAUUAUACGCACGGUGUGCUCGGUUGAAACGCGUACGGCGCCCCCGGCAAAAUAACGACGCUGGCCUGCGAUUCAGCAGAAAAUGCAGUCCCGCGAAGAGGAAAAGGAACGUAAAUGUGUCUCUCGUUCUACUAUUGUCUCUUAUAUCGUUAAGCGUAAUUUUGCCAUGUAAUAUUUUUAGGUUCGACUGACAAAGAGUAGUUCUAUUUUAUCGUGCGAGAUACGUGGUGGUCGUAACUACGAUAAAAAGCGAUUAUUAAACGUCUGUAAUUCGUUGAUAACGGGAUACGAGGUCAAUGUCCGCGUACAGAAACUGUCGUUCGUGGUUUCGCAAGAACAGCCGUUUGGAGAACCGUCUUAUUCCGUUCGACGAAUGGAACACCCGCAUUGCUCGGAUCUGCGUUCACUGCUGAAUCCCGGACCCAUAUUUUUUUAGGGGGUCCGUGUACACUUACAAUCAUUCCUCGAACGGUCGACAGAGAGAGAGAGAGAGAGAGAGAGAGAGAGAGAGAGAGAGAGAGAGAGAGAGAGAGAGACAAACAGACGGAUCGACGCUGUCGGAUUCCGGACAGGUAGAAGAAUAAUUGCGCACAGUACAGAUUUGAACCGAACACGCCGUCGACAACAAUGGAACCGGGUCGCGCGGAGCUAGCGUGCCGGCGAACUCGGCGAUUUCAAUAUUUUUCGAUUGUUAACGCUAUUAUCGAAUUCUAUCGUACGAUGUGAAUGUGGACCGGGGACGACUGUGUGUGCGCGCACGCGCGCGCGCGCGUGUGUUUGUGUUUCAUCGCCUAACCGCAGUGGGGGAAUCACUUUUUUCUCGCCGCUGCGACGAUUCCUUCGCUGUAAUAAAUGUGACGUUCGUGUAACAACAAAUAAGAUAAUGCUUUCACGGUCGUGUACGACGGCGUAGAAUUAAAAAAAAAAAGUAUUAUAACACAAGCCCCCGCCCC
Molecule: messenger RNA, 5093 nt
Organism: Megalopta genalis
Lineage: Eukaryota; Metazoa; Arthropoda; Insecta; Hymenoptera; Halictidae
Product: 1-phosphatidylinositol 4,5-bisphosphate phosphodiesterase
Biological process (GO): release of sequestered calcium ion into cytosol; phosphatidylinositol metabolic process; phosphatidylinositol-mediated signaling
Molecular function (GO): calcium ion binding; phosphatidylinositol-4,5-bisphosphate phospholipase C activity
Source: RefSeq, a predicted model, not a curated record